GGCAGCCAAUGGAAUGAGAAAACUGGAGGGAGCGUGAGUUAUGAUUGGCGGUGCCGAGAGAGGGUGGUUCGCUCAAGGCCUGUUGCUAGGUAGAGUAAGAUGGCUGCUUUGGACAGAGUCAAGGUGCUGGUGCUAGGCGAUUCCGGUGUUGGAAAGUCUUCGCUAGUUCACCUCUUAUGCCAAAACCAGGUGUUGGGGAACCCAUCUUGGACAGUGGGCUGCUCAGUGGAUGUUCGAAUUCAUGACUACAAAGAAGGAACUCCAGAAGAGAAGACCUACUAUAUUGAGCUGUGGGAUGUUGGAGGUUCAGUGGGUAGUGCCACUAGUGUGAAAAGCACACGAGCAGUAUUUUAUAACUUGCUGAAUGGGAUAAUUUUAGUGCAUGAUUUAACCAACAAGAAGUCAUCCCAGAAUCUGUAUCGCUGGUCUUUGGAAGCACUCAACAGAGAUGUCGCUCCAACGGGAGUUCUAGUGACAAAUGGUGACUAUGACCGUGAACAGUUUGCUGAUAACCAGAUUCCUUUGCUGGUAAUAGGAACUAAACUGGAUCAGAUCCCAGAAACUAAGCGGAAUGAAGUUUUGACCAGAACAGCUUUCCUGGCUGAGGAUUUCAAUGCUGAAGAGAUAAAUUUGGAUUGCACCAAUCCUCGUUAUCUAGCUGCAGGCUCAUCUAAUGCUGUUAAGCUAAGCAGGUUUUUUGAUAAGGUCAUAGAGAAGAGAUACUUCUUAAGAGAUGGCAAUCAGAUUCCUGGCUUCACAGAAAGGAAGAGGUUUGGAGGAGGAACACUGAAGAGCCUUCAUUAUGACUGAACAUUGAGAAUAAGUUGAAGAUGGAUUUUCCGACUUUCUAACAACAUUCCCAUUGGAUGCUUAAAGACAAUAAUGCUUGUGUCAGGCAGAAUAAAAUGAAAUCAUGCUUUGGCCAGGUAAACUGCUGAAGCUACUUCUGCUGGAAAGGACUUGGGGAAGAAUUUCCAAAAUCUAAUUUGAGAUCUAGACUCAUUCUUAGGCUUGCAGGCCUUCUGGAUAUAUGGGAACUUCUGAGGGAUGUGUGCAAUAAAUUCAGUGCCUCCCACACUGCUGUGGGAAAUGUUAUACAAUGCAUAGCAUGUAUAUUUGAUGUCUUUUUCUCCAUUUUGGAAGAUUUAUGAACAAUCUUUGCAAUGAAUUACAUUAAUCUUACCUCCAGCAGGAAGAUGAUACUGAGUGGGCUUCUCAUUUACGGUAAAGUGAAGGAAAAACAAGUGAGCAAAAUAUAAAGCUGGAUAAGGAAUGGUCUGGAAAAUACAGAAUGCCAUUAUUAAAUAAAUGGUGUUGUCUCACCUGGAACACACUGUUCAACUCUACUCAGAAGUGAUAAAAGAGAAAUAGGCAAGAGAUGAAAAAGAUUUGAAGCCCAAAAAAUCAUGAGUGAAAAACAAAUGGUAUUAAUUCUACUGCUUUAAUUAAAAAUGUUUACUUUGGAGAGGACAGAGAAAGUCAGUCAGGUACUCCCGUUUAUCUUUUCCAAAUUGAAACUCCUUGUUCUUAUAUCAAGUUAAAAGGCAAUGCAUUGAAAGUUGAUGGAGAAAGUGUAUUUUUAUACAGUGCUUGUUUGGAACUCAAUGUGAAAUGAUCAUACCGAAACUGAGAGCUUAGUGGGUUCAGAAAACAUGAAAUACAAGAACAUCCAUUGUUGAAUUGGGAUGGAUAGAAAUUUAAAAGGCAUAUAAAGCCCUGUAAAGAGUAGGAACCAAGUAUGCACGCUUAGAAAGAAAGAACUGUGAGAGGGCAGUUUCCUUCACAUAUCUAGUGCUAAAGAUGCAGGAGACUUGACAAAGAGGCCUGCUGAUCUGAUCUGCUGUGCCAGCUGUUGGCUUUCUAAAUAUCCCAGGCUCUGUAUAAUUUCUCAUCUCCCCAGAACUAUAAGGAGUGGUAAAAGCUGAGUUCAUGGCAGUUCCUUCCAUCCCCUUCCAUCCCCUUCCAUCCCCUUCCAUCCCCUUCCAUCCCCUUCCAUCCCCUUCCAUCCCCUUCCAUCCCCUUCCAUCCCCUUCCAUCCCCUUCCAUCCCCUUCCAUCCCCUUCCAUCCCCUUCCAUCCCCUUCCAUCCCCUUCCAUCCCCUUCCAUCCCCUUCCAUCCCCUUCCAUCCCCUUCCAUCCCCUUCCAUCCCCUUCCAUCCUUAUAGUUACGUCUAAUGGUUAAAGCCUCUGGCAGAGGCUGACUAAGAGCUAGAGUUAGAUAUAAAUACAGAUUAAUAAUAAAUAGGAGUAGAGGAAAGUAAAUGUUGGUGUGAAAUUGACAUCGAGCUGAGUUCUGCAGUCUCCAGAUUACAUCUGCCUGCAGCUCUUCUCUAGCAGCUGCCUGGAAUUAAAUGGGAAACUGCCUAUUGCCACUAAUCAGGCACAAAAAUGACAGCUAGGUGCACUAGUCAAACUUAUUAAAAAUAAAAAUAUGUAUACUUUGCUUUUCCUUUCUUCAGGCCAUUUCCUAAAGGGUCUCACAGCAUUUGCAAACAUUAGUGCACUACAUUUUUAGAUGGCUAUAUGAAAUAGGAUAUUAGUUUACACUUACUUUGACUAGGGAAAAUAAGGUUUCAGAUUAUUCAUACCACAUAACCCAUGCCCGAGUUAUGCAGCUCAUGACAGCACCAGUGUCUUUCUCUGCUCCUUUGACAAUGAAAGCUGUAAUUAUUUUCCCAAAGUCAGAUGCUAUUUUAGGGUAAUCAGAUCUGGGCUCCCUUCUGUUACCAAGGAGCUGCAGAAACCCCCGCCCCCCCCCCCCCCCCCAAAAGCUAGGGCUAUUUUCUCUUUCAUGCUAUGGCUUCUUUAAGAGACUUGAAAGUGUCACAGAGUAAGGGAAGCCAAGAGCACCCAUUUAGACUAAGAUACUGCACUACGUAAUGGUAACACAAGUCUCUGAUUUGGAGGAAGCAACUUUCCAAAGUAGCUCUCUUUAAUUAAUCAAAAAGGAACAUUGUGCAGUAUGGUGUAAGGUGGCCUAAGCCUUAGUCAGGACUUAACCUGUAUUUGUGCAUUUCACUCCUGAGACUCUACAAAGAAGAAACCAAGUCUUAAUAUGAGAAAUCUUAUGAAGGUGAAUUCAUGUUCCAGGAGUAAGAGAGAAUGCAUAGUUCCAGUGCAUCAGUGGGAUGGAAGCUAAUGGCAGUCAGGAUUUGGGGACAAAUUAAAAAUGAGAUAUUGUUAUGAUAGGAGGGAAAGAAGAUAAAGGGAACAAGAACUAAGGAAAAGUAGAGUACAUGAGCAAGCAGUAGAUCAGUGUUAGCAGAUUGAGAGAGGAGUUUGUUCAAGGCUCUGGCUCCUGCUCUAGGCUCAGCUAAGUCUAUCUGCAUGCCUUCAUCCACCUGUGAGCCAUGAAAACUCAUCCCAGGGAAUUUCCAUCCGCUACUGAAUUGACUUGCUGCAUGGCCUGACAAGUGACUUCACUGGUCAGUCUUACUGUUUCCAUCUGCAAAGUGAAGGAUGUUUCCCCGGAGGCCUAGUUCUGAUGUGUCUGUCUAUCAAAUUACAGUGCUUUCAACACGUUUCGAAUUAAAGAGUCUGUAUUUUUGUUA
Messenger RNA from Dromaius novaehollandiae (emu), 3550 nucleotides. RefSeq names its product RAB, member of RAS oncogene family like 3 (gene RABL3). Gene Ontology annotation, biological process: intracellular protein transport. The record is from RefSeq and is a predicted model, not a curated record. Gene Ontology annotation, cellular component: endomembrane system. Bases 100 to 810 code for a protein of 236 amino acids. Lineage: Eukaryota; Metazoa; Chordata; Aves; Casuariiformes; Dromaiidae. Gene Ontology annotation, molecular function: GTPase activity. The transcript has 8 exons.